This is a messenger RNA of Paralichthys olivaceus (Japanese flounder), 2054 nucleotides long. The record is from RefSeq and is a predicted model, not a curated record. NCBI's taxonomy places the organism in Eukaryota, Metazoa, Chordata, Actinopteri, Pleuronectiformes, Paralichthyidae.
GCCCUGAAGCUGAAGACCAUUGUGAGAGGAGAUGCCCCGACCAGUCUUGUUACCACAGGCCUGUGCAGAAAAGAGCCAUGGGAGUCCCAGUCGUUCUGCAGCACGUUCCCAUAUGAGAUUGUGAGCGCAGACUCCUGGGGUCAGUCUCUGCUGGUCGCCACCGACGCAGCGGGGGUCAUGCUGCUGGAUGGCCCAGAUCCAGCUUCAUCCAACGCUGAGACGCAAGCUCUGCCUCCAGUGCAGGUGUUUGACAAAACCAUGGUGGUGAAGCAGAUGCAUGUUCUCGAGCCUCAGGACCUGCUCAUCACCAGAGCCGACAAAGGGAAGGAUGCUCGACUCUAUGUGUUCAGACUCAACACGCUCAAGAGAGGCCUGGAGGAGAAGCAGCUCGUCCGGAACAAGUGUGACAGUCGGGAAAAUAAACUGGAGAAAACUAAAGGCUGUCAUUUGUACUCUAUCAACACCCACCACGGCUCCGAGCUGAGGAUAGUAGCAGCCAUCAGGAACAAACUCCUCCUCAUCACCAGGAAACAUCUGCGUUUCGAGGGCUUCAGCGCCGUCUCCGCGGGGCCAGACUCGCCGGUGGAGGAGUUCCAGUACAUACGGGAGAUCUGUCUGUGUGACCCUCCGGUGGUGAUGGCUCUGGUGGACGGGCCGACGGGGGAGAAUGACAACAUGAUCUGCGUGGCCUACAAACACCAGUUUGACCUGAUCAAUGAGAGCACUGGAGAUGCCUACCGGCUACAUCACGUAGACGCCAACAGGGUAAAUUUUGUAGCAGCCAUUGAUGUGUAUGAAGACGGCGAGGCGGGUCUGCUGUUGUGUUACAACUACAGUUGUUAUUAUAAAAAAGUUUGUCCGUUUAACGGCUCCACACCCAUGAUCCAGUCCAACACCUCUGACUUCCACUUCAGCUGGAACCAGAUGCCCAACGCUAUCGUUUGUGCAUUUCCUUACAUCCUGGCCUUCACAACGGACUCCAUCGAGAUCCGACUGGUGGUAAAUGGAAACCUUGUGUACACGGCAGUGGUUCCAGAGCUACAGUUGGCUGCUUCACGGUCAGACAUCUAUUUUGUUUCGUCGGCUCCGGUCAGCUCGGCCUCCAACUGCAGUUCAAGAGAUACCAGCUCCCAGAGUUCCCCGCAGACGCCCACCGGCUACGAGAUGCCCGUGUUCCCCUCGCCGCUCGGUGAUGAUUCAAUACGGAUCCCCUAUGGUACCAAGCUUUCCCUGUACAUGUCUAAGGAUGCCGAAGGAGAAGCAGCAUGCAAGCACAUGUUCAAGAUCCCUCUGUGUAACUUGGUCGGCCGGAGCAUUGAAAGACCCCUCAAGUCCCCGCUGGUCAACAAGGUUAUGACGGCGCCGGCUCCGGCUAUGUUGCCGCCGACUCCCCUGAUCUCUGCAACACACUCACUGUCCCUGUCACGCAUGGAAAUCAAAGAGAUAGCCAGCCGCACACGGAAGGAGCUGCUUGGCUUGACAGAGGAACCAAGUGGGAAGUCGGACAGUGGAACAGUCAAACAGAGGAAGAUGAGCAAGAAGAACACUGAGGAAGAGCCCAAAGCUCGAGCACUGACGUCAACAAACAGUGACAGCAGGUUAGCAUCAGACUCUUUUGACGCAGACCUGGACGUCCAGCUGCAUUGUUCGUCCAGUUCGGAGGCCGAGCCAGAGAAGGCAGUGCUGCGGGGGGAGAGCCCACCUCUCGCCAGCGCGUUUGCCCUCUCUACAUCGUUUGAAGAAGAUGUCCUGGACCUAAAGUGAAGACAAUCCCAUCGUGCACUUCUCUGCCCGCCCACUCCUGUACUGUCACCAUUAUUUUUAUUGUUUCGUUUUGGUUUGUUUUUAAGUAGUUGAAUCCUUUGUUCUUGUCGUUUUUUUGUUUGUUUGUUUGUUUGUUUGUUUGUUUGUUUUAUAUCUAAGGUCUCUCCAUUCAUUGGACAAGAUGGGUGCGGUGGGAGUUAGAAGCCGUGUCCGUGUUCGUGAGCUCACCCUCAGCCGCUGUGUGUUGGGUGUUUGUGUUGCCCCGCACGAAAAAAAAACCCAAAGAGGCA